UUCAAUUGAAGUUGUAGGUGUUGAACAUCAACUCCAAUGCUCUCUUAUUAAAUCCUCCCGUGGAGCCCGGCGGGCCUUAAGCAAGCACCACCUACUCCACCAUCUCUUACCUCUCUACCCCUUAAACUUAAAUGCUCUCUUACACUUUCACACCUUUUUUUUCAAGUUUCCAACAACUAACCCUUUAUUUAAUUUUUAAUUUUUAUGCACCUCAAUUUCGCCAGUUUCUACUACACUUACUCCCACGUAACAAAUCUUUCCUCCAUUUAUUAUAUUUAUUCCCAUUAUCUCUCUAACUUUCUCUUUCUCUCAUGAUUAGUAGUUAAUGUCAACACCAAUCCCUUCAAUCCCACACCAAUCUCCCACCACUUUCACAACCACUAGCACCUCUAGUGUCGGGCUCGGCUAUGGCAUUGCCAUCGCGGUCAGCAUCCUCGUCCUUAUUUCCACCAUCAUGCUCGCGUCCUACGCCUGCGUACGCAUCAAGUCAUCCGGUGGUGCCAGACACCGACACCCUGUCAACCACAACGACAACCACAACGACAACCACAACGACGAUGUAAGUGGUUCAGAAAGGCAGGGCAGGCCUACUGUAACUGGGCUUCCUGGGCCAUUUGUUUUGGUGCAGGCGAAAAAGGGAGUGUUAUACCCAGAAGUGGUGUUAGGUGAGAGCAAGAGGCUCCCUAAGCCCAAUAAUGGUCCUUGUUCCAUCUGCUUGUCCGAGUAUAAGCCUAAACAAACAGUAAGAUGCAUGCCUGAUUGUAAUCAUUGUUUUCAUGUUAGUUGCAUUGAUCAAUGGCUUAAGAUGAGCCCCACGUGUCCGCUUUGCCGGAACUCGCCCGCACCAUCGGCGGCUCCAACUCCCGCUGGGACUCCCUUGUCGGAGCUGGCAUUUUAUCCUAGAUGAUGGAUCAUAACAUUUCAUUUUUAUUAUUUUUGGAUGGUAAAAUUAAUUAAUUACAUGCCCAAUAACAUUUCCUUUGGAAUUAAUCGCCGGGGUAGAUAAACAUACAAAUCUAUACUUUAUUAUUUGUUAGCUUAUUAAUUAAUUUAACAGUCUUGUCAGAUGGUGAUUAAUGCAGAAAACUGUAGUUGUGCUUUGGUAAUUCGAUUUCUAAUUUAUUGAGGUA
Molecule: messenger RNA, 1130 nt
Organism: Spinacia oleracea (spinach)
Lineage: Eukaryota; Viridiplantae; Streptophyta; Magnoliopsida; Caryophyllales; Amaranthaceae
Product: putative RING-H2 finger protein ATL69
Exons: 1
Coding region: 326-907 (193 amino acids)
Biological process (GO): protein ubiquitination
Molecular function (GO): transferase activity
Source: RefSeq, a predicted model, not a curated record